This is a messenger RNA of Lotus japonicus, 1971 nucleotides long. RefSeq lists its product as uncharacterized. The record is from RefSeq and is a predicted model, not a curated record. NCBI's taxonomy places the organism in Eukaryota, Viridiplantae, Streptophyta, Magnoliopsida, Fabales, Fabaceae. Bases 1 to 1971 code for a protein of 656 amino acids. The transcript has 2 exons.
AUGACGAGGCCCAAACUGAAAUGCCACAACCUUCCCAAGAUUUCCGUGAGGGAGAACGCUGAAUUGGAAGCUGAAUUCACAGAAGCUGAAAUUUGGGAGGUGGUGAAGACUUGUGAUGGGAAUAAAGCUCCAGGGCCUGAUGGGUUUAAUAUGGGAUUCUUUAAGCAUUUCUGGACCUUAAUCAAAGAAGACAUAAGCAAAGCUUUCGUUGAAUUCCAUGGCUCGGGGAAACUAGUGAAAGGUCUAAACGCUGCAUUCAUUGCCUUAAUCCCUAAGUCCCAAUCUCCUCAAGAAGUUUCAGAUUUCCGGCCCAUAAGUCUGAUCGGAAGUGUGUAUAAAUUGAUCUCCAAGGUUUUGGCGGGUAGAUUACAAAAGGUCAUGCCUAAGGUGAUUACUGAAAAUCAAUUUGCUUUCACACGAGGUAGACAAAUCUCGGAGUGCAUCCUUCUUGCAUCGGAGGUGGCUAAUUUUUUGCAAAAAAGAGAGGGUGGUGGAUUCCUCCUCAAAUUGGAUUUCGCCAAGGCUUAUGACAGCGUGGAAUGGAAGUUCCUGUUAGAUACCAUGGAAGAAAUGAACUUCGGGCAAAAGUGGCUGAGUUGGAUAAAAGGGUGUGUCACAACUGCCUCGAUUGCUAUCCUAGUAAAUGGCUCCCCUUCGGAUUUUUUCGCUAUUGAAAAGGGUCUCCGACAGGGUGACCCAUUAUCACCACUCCUCUUUAAUAUUUGUGUAUGUGGACUAUCGAGCAUGCUUAAUCAGCUACUGGGAGAGAGGCUAUUUAGUGGGGUUCAUAUUGGAGAUGGUGUGGCAUUGAACCACCUCCAAUUUGCGGACGACACGCUUCUGUUUUGCGAGAAUGAUAACGAGCAGCUUGAGAGGCUAUGUUACACACUAUUUGCCUUCUUGUACGCUUCGGGAUUAAAACUGAACCUGGGAAAAUCUGUGCUCAUAGGGUGCAAUAUGGAGGCUGAAACAGUUGAGAGUGCAGCACAAGUGUAUGGUUGGGCAGUGGCUAAAGCGUUGGGGGGCUUGGACCUUGGAUACAUUGGGUGGAAAAACAAGGCUCUCUUGAUCAAAUGGGCAUGGAAAUACGGUGUGGAGACAGAAUGCUUAUGGAGAAAGGUAAUUGCUGCCAAAUACCUUUUAAAUAGUAGGAAUCUAUUGCUUCAUCUUGUUAUGUCUGAAGCUGGAAACUGGUCCAUGAUGAUGCGUGAUAUUGUUGGUGUGCUAAAAGAAGACUCAAUGAUUACAAAAGGGUGGAAGGAAAACGUAAUAUGCAGAGUUGGCAAUGGCUUGAACACACGUUUUUGGUUAGACCCAUGGGCUGAUCUUGUACCUCUUUAUCAAAGAUUUCCACGAAUAUAUGCAAUGAAUAAUCAGAAAACUGGAACAGUGGCAGAUAUGGGGUUGUUUGUGAGAGGAAAAUGGAGAUGGGAUCUUGAUUUUAGACGCCAAUUCUUUGACUGGGAACUCGAAGUCUAUGCUGAGUUUGAGGCAACUAUUAACAUGGUUUUUCCAACUGAAAAUGAAAAGGACUCGUUGAUAUGGUGCUUAAAUCCAAAUGGCUAUUUUACUGUGAAAGACCUAUGUAAAUGGGCAGAAGAGAAGCUGAAUAUCGAGGCAGAAUUCAUAGGGUCAGAACAAGCUACUAAAGUGGUGCCCCCCAAGGUAAACUUGUUGUUUUGGCAAGCAUGUCAUGAUAAGAUUGCUUCAAAACAAAAUCUCAUAAAAAGGGGAAUAUUGGGACCUUUGGAGGGCCAAUGUGAAUUGUGCAGGGCUCAUCUUGAAACAGGGGACCAUCUUUUUGUAUUAUGCCCAAAGAUCUACUUACUAUGGUACAAUACGUUGGCAAGGGAGAAAAUUUGUUGGGUCAUGCCUAAUUCCCUAAAGAUGUUGGCACAUGAGAUCAUAAAAUCUGGGAACUCAUUCCUUUCUCUAUUGUCUGGUCAGUUUGGACAACUAGAAAUGCACUGA